AUGACGUCUCCCUUCCCUCUCUUCCAUGUCCCAACCCUCCCGCUGAGAAUAAUUAUCGAUUUUAUGGAGCCCAAUGAAUUAGUACCGCUGUCUUUCUGCUCUCAGAAAAGCCACUCUGUCAUUAAAUCUCAACGAAAAGUGUCAUGUGACGAACGUCUGCAAGUUUGGGGAUCCAAUAUGAAUGCAUCGUUCUCUCCAUUCACAGAUUUCGACUGUGUGCUGAGUACAAGUAACUCUGUACAUACCUCAAGUGCUGAAAAAGAGGAAUAUGUGAAAUUGGGUGGACAACAAAUACGAGUCAAAUAUCACCGUUUAAGGAAAUAUUUAAUAACGUAUUGGGAGGAUAAACUGACUGGACUGGAAGCUAUCACCGAUUAUGUGACCGAUCUAUUCAAUAUUGAUGUAUCAGAAGUCUAUAUCUCUAAAGAUUCAUUCAAAAUGAUUGAAUGGGUGAGCAGUAGACAAAAGACACCAUUGAAAAAAGUCGUUUACAUGGCCUGGAGUGGUUGCCCAUCGGAAGAUGAAAUGAAUUAUAUUCUGAGCAAUUGCCAGUGUUCGUCUCAAAUACUCCUAUACUCAGAUGCUCCGCCUAACUUUCGUUUCUCAAAUAACUUCCGCAGAAUCGAUUGUUUAGAUAUCAGUAAUUCCAACUGGGUAACAAUCGAUAACCUAUUGAGCAUGGAUGGGAUCGAUAUUGUUUUAGAAUCAUCUAGUCUAUCUAAUAGGAAUUUAAAUGUCUUCCUCCGGCAUUGGCUGUCUGGUGGAUGCUCUCGAUUGAAGUUAUUCAGCGCCGAAACUGGUUCCGUGGAUCUCUUACAAGUACUUGAUGGUUUACUUCAUAAUGCCGUUUUUGUGGAGAAUCGUCGAGACUACAAUAGCCCAUUUGGAUACAGGAGAACUUUGUCAUAUGGAAUCGAUAUACGACGUGCGGAUGGCGUCAGUGCUACAGUGUGCGGACAGGCGGACGGAACUUUGGUUAUUGCUGUUUGGCCAGAGACCACUUAUAAUUAA
This is a messenger RNA of Caenorhabditis remanei, 1011 nucleotides long. RefSeq lists its product as uncharacterized. The transcript has 3 exons. Gene Ontology annotation, biological process: embryo development. Gene Ontology annotation, molecular function: protein binding. Lineage: Eukaryota; Metazoa; Nematoda; Chromadorea; Rhabditida; Rhabditidae. Bases 1 to 1011 code for a protein of 336 amino acids. The record is from RefSeq and is a predicted model, not a curated record.